AUGACCAGACCGCCGCCGCCGGCUGCGCUGGGGCCACUUCUCCUGCUGUGGCUGCUGCCGGCCUCGCUGCCCGUGCCCGGGGUCGAGGCUAGCAGGCCGAGGCCCCCGCUGCGCUGUCCCGCGGCCUGCGAGCCCACGCGCUGCCCGCCGCUGCCCGCCUGCUCCGCGGGGUCGUCGCCGGUGCUCGACGGCUGCCGCUGCUGCCGCGUGUGCGCGGCGGCCGAGGGCGAGGCGUGCGGCGGGGCCGCGGGCCGGCCGUGCGCUCCGGGGCUGCAGUGCGGCGCGCGGCUCGGCGCCCGGCGUCUCCGCGGCGCCCCGGGGGGCACGUGCGGCUGCCCGGCGGCGGGGGCGGCGGUGUGCGGCAGCGACGGGCGCACCUACCCCAGCCUGUGCGAGCUGCGCGCCCAGAACCGCGCGGCGCGUCUCCGAGGCGCGCUCCCGGCCGUGCCGGUGCUGAAGGGCGACUGCGCCGGGCGAGGGGCCUGGAGUGUCGGCCGGCUCCGGAGCCAGUACAACUUCCUCGCGGCGGUGGUGGAGAAGGUGGCGCCCUCAGUGGUGCACUUGCAGCUGUUCCGCAGGUCACCUCUUAGCAGCAAGGAUAUGCCUGCAUCCAGCGGCUCUGGGUUCAUAGUGUCUGAGGAUGGGCUCAUUGUUACCAACGCCCACGUAAUCACCAACCAGCAGCGGAUCCAGGUGGAGCUCCAGAGUGGGGUCCAGUAUGAAGCCACUAUCAAGGACAUUGACCAUAAAUUGGAUCUUGCACUGAUUAAGAUUGAGCCAAAUGGUGACCUUCCUGUAUUGCUGCUGGGAAGGUCAUCCGACCUGCAGGCUGGAGAGUUCGUGGUGGCCUUGGGCAGCCCAUUUUCUCUGCAGAACACAGUGACUGCAGGAAUCGUCAGCACUACACAGCGAGGGGGCAGAGAGCUGGGGCUGAAGGAUUCAGACAUGGACUAUAUCCAGACUGAUGCCAUAAUUAAUCACGGCAAUUCUGGGGGCCCCCUGGUGAACUUGGAUGGUGACGUAAUUGGCAUAAAUACACUGAAGGUGACAGCGGGAAUCUCCUUUGCCAUUCCCUCUGAUCGAAUUCGACAGUUUCUGGCAGAAUUCCACGAGCGGCAGUUGAAAGGAAAGGCUCUUUCACAGAAGAAGUAUCUUGGUCUGCGGAUGCUGCCUCUCACUAUGAACCUUCUUCAAGAGAUGAAAAGGCAAGAUCCAGAUUUUCCUGAUGUGAGUUCUGGGGUUUUUGUGUAUGAGGUGAUUCAAGGAACGGCUGCUGAAAGCUCUGGGUUGAGAGACCACGAUGUAAUUGUCAGCAUAAAUGGGCAACCUGUUACCACUACAACUGAUGUUAUUGAAGCUGUGAAGGACAGUGAUUCCCUUUCCAUUAUGGUUCGUCGAGGAAGUCAAACUUUGAUCCUGACAGUCACACCUGAAAUAAUCAAUUAAUUAUCUUGCUUUAAAGAGAAAUCAUCUAACAAAAUCAAAGCUAUAUUACCUGGUUUGUAUUGAAGAUGUGCCAAAGAUGGCAAGUUUUAGGGUCUCUUUCUUAAGAAAAAUGAAUGUUUUAAAAUACACAUGCGCGCACACACACACACACAGGGACUGUUAGA
This is a messenger RNA of Nyctereutes procyonoides (raccoon dog), 1610 nucleotides long. RefSeq names its product HtrA serine peptidase 4 (gene HTRA4). Gene Ontology annotation, molecular function: serine-type endopeptidase activity; protein binding. The transcript is spliced from 9 exons. The coding region runs from base 1 to 1446 and encodes 481 amino acids. NCBI's taxonomy places the organism in Eukaryota, Metazoa, Chordata, Mammalia, Carnivora, Canidae. Gene Ontology annotation, cellular component: extracellular region. Gene Ontology annotation, biological process: positive regulation of apoptotic process; proteolysis; programmed cell death. The record is from RefSeq and is a predicted model, not a curated record.